AUGCGCAACUAUAAAAGAAAAUCGGAUCGUGGUACUAAAUCUGUUGAGUUGAUGCAACGGGCAGCAGAUUUAGUUAUCAAUGAAAAUAAAUCAUUGAGGCAGGUAUGUCGUGACUAUGAAUUAAGUAAAACUUCAUUGUCAAGAUUUAUUAAGCGAAUGAAGAAUGACCCUGUUAACUUGAGAUUUGGCUAUGGUUCUCCACGGCAGAUAUUUAAUAAAGAACAAGAAGCCAGUCUCACAGAAUACUUGUUCAAACUUGCACAAAUUUUUCACGGCAUAGGUCCUAAAGAAGUUCGUCGCAUGGCUUAUGACUGUGCCAUUAAAUAUAAAAUAAGUGUACCGUCAACAUGGCAUACAAACAAAAUGGCCGGUAGAGAUUGGAUGUCUGCCUUUCUCAAACGUAAUACAAGUCUUUCCAUAAGAAAACCUGAAGCGACUAGCCUCAGCAGAGCUACGUCUUUCAAUAAGUCUAAUGUGCAAAAGUUUUACACUAAAUUAGCUGACGUUGUGGAUCGAUUCAAAUUUACAGCUUCUUCCAUGUGGAAUGCGGAUGAAACUGGUGUAUCCACCGUCACCAAACCAUCAAAAAUAGUUGCUGCUAAAGGAAAGCGAAAUGUUGGAUCAAUAACAUCCGGUGAACGUGGAACUAAUAUAACCCUGUUAGUAGCGGUUUCUGCUACAGGUUCAUCAAUUCCACCUAUGUUCAUCUUCCCUCGCAAAAAGUUUCAAGAUCAUUUCAUUCGGGACGGUCCUACUGAUUGCAUUGGAGCUGGGAAUUCUAGCGGUUGGAUCACUAAUGACGAGUUUUUCCUAUUUAUGCAGCAUUUUAUCAAGCACGUUAGACCUUCUAAAGAAUUCCCUAUUCUGUUGGUUUUAGACAACCAUUCUUCGCACUUAUCUGUACCAACACUAGAUUUAGCUAAAGAAAAUGGAGUGGUCAUGCUCUCUUUCCCUCCACUCUGUUCUCACAAAUUACAGCCACUUGACGUGUCAGUAUAUGGCCCUUUUAAAAGAUAUCUGUCUUCAGCUCAAGAUGCUUGGAUGCGGAAUAACGCUGGAAAAAACAUGACCAUAUACGAUAUCCCUGGGAUCGUCCGCACUUCUUUACUUUUAGCUUUGACACCGAGUAACAUAAUGAGUGGAUUCGAAAAACUCGCAUAUUUCCCUUCAACCAACAUAAAUUUAAUGACGCUGAUUUUGCAUCUAGUUACGUAA
Molecule: messenger RNA, 1215 nt
Organism: Parnassius mnemosyne (clouded apollo)
Lineage: Eukaryota; Metazoa; Arthropoda; Insecta; Lepidoptera; Papilionidae
Source: the annotation of a GenBank genome assembly